CCUUCCUUUUCUUGUUAAAGAACUGAUUUUAGGACCUAGAACCCUCCCUUUGAAGUAGGAAUUUCCAGAUCUGCUCUGCUCUUCCUCCCCUGUCCACCAGUGCUGGUAGGUACGAAUUUCUGGGCAUUUCUCUGCCCUCCACACUGCCAGCUCCGGUUUCAGCUUGCCAGAUUUUUCUGGUGUUGUUGUGGCUUAGAGCUCUGGGGUCGAGUUUCCUGUUUUAUGCGAAGUGAGGUAGUGUGACCCGAGACACGGAAAUCAAGGGGAGUUACGUGCCGUGCAGUCCUGCUCUCCUUCCCGAUGCUUGCCUCCCGAAAGUCCCCCCCAAGCCACCGACGCACCCUUGAAAAAAAAAAAUUGGCAAAAGCUUGAUGUUUGUUCCAUCUUUUCUUGCUCAAGAACCAAGUUUCAAGCUUAGAACUCUCUCUCCCAAACCCAGAAUUUUCCAGAUCUGCACUGUUUCCUCCCCUUGCUGUCCGUCGGCUUCUGCUAUGUGUGAUUGCUGGGCAUAUUUCCGAUUUUGGGUAGACCCGUGAGUUCCCUUGCAGAUUCCUGCCGGCUUCCCCUAGCUUGCAGCUCCGGUUUUUGCUGCUAAAUUCUGGUUCCUGAUCGUUCUAUCAGUUUAGCACUGAAAUUGAGUCUUCGGUUUUAUGUGAUUUGAGGUAAGUAAAUUUAUGGUAAUGCCCGUACUGUUUUUAAAAGCAUGUUUUGACUUGUUUUUGAAGUGGUGGCGGGACUAAACUUGUUUUAUGCAAAAGUAAGUAUGAUUGAUUUGAAGUGAAAUUAUUAUUCUUUUUAUUGAUUUGAGCAUGCGUGCGUGGAAAUUGUUUAACGGCCCUGAUGAUCUGGAAAGUAUCUGUAAAGUAUGAUUUUUUGUUAAAUUUUGCCUAUUUUGUCUCCAAUAUGGUCAUGUUAUUCGUGUGCCCGCUAGUGGGAGAUUUAUAAACGCUAGCACAUGUCGACAUGUUACUGAUAGAACCGGUUCGUUUUUGUUAUCCUGCCAGUGGGAUUAUACAAUAGUAAAUCAUGUGCCUGUCAGUGGGAGGUUUAUAACACUGGCCAUGACCUAUAGAGGGGACGUCUAUUUCGUUUCUGUACUCGUAUUUGUUUUUCGUGAUUGCACUUGUUGGCAUGCUAUAAGUUUAAUUAAGGGCACUCCAUAUUUUACUUACUGACUUUAUCUCAUAAUUUUUCCUUGUCCACCAUUUGAGAAGGCGAAACUGAGGACGGAAAACCACGGGAAGUGACGAGUUAGAAGGUUAGUCAUGUUGUAAAUUGAACAUAGAUUUUAGAAAUAAAUCAUGAUCUUGUAAGCUAGAUUUUAUUUGGAGAUUUUAUGAUAUCAGAGCAAAUUUUAAGAUUUUUAUCUUCAGAUUUUGAUGGUAUCAGAUUGUGGUAUGAUAAGUUCCGAGCCUUAUGCAUUUGUGGGACUCUCUCACGAUUGCGCGGCGUUUGUCGCGCCUCGGAUUUGGGUUCUGGGGCAUGACAUAUACCAUGCUCUUGUAAGUUAGAUUUUAAUUGAAAAUUUUAUGGUAUCAAAACUGAUUUUGUUGAGUAAGUUCCGAGCCUUGUGCACUUGUGAGACCCGUCUCACAAGUGUACGGCGUCUGUUACGCCUUCGGAUUUAAGUUAUGGGGUGUGACAUUCAAUUGUAACUAAAUAUAUUAUUAUGUUUUUAUUUUCUUGUGCCUUUUUUCCUCUUUGUCCAAAAUAUGUAUAUUGUUGUUGUAUGAAAUAAGGAUUACUAUUCUUU
Messenger RNA from Rubroshorea leprosula, 1753 nucleotides. The record is from the annotation of a GenBank genome assembly. NCBI's taxonomy places the organism in Eukaryota, Viridiplantae, Streptophyta, Magnoliopsida, Malvales, Dipterocarpaceae.